AUGGCUGUAGUUCAUGUUGCAACAACUACAGCUGCUUGUUUGAAGGAGGCAAUCGACUCUUUAUUUGCUAAGUAUGGUUUGUCAGUGGUGAGAUUGAGGGGUCAAGGAUAUGAUGGGGCUUCAAAUAUGUCUGGAGAAUUUAAUGGCUUAAAGUCACUGAUAAUGAAAGAAAAUCCGUAUGCAUUGUAUGUUCAUUGUUUUGCUCAUCAACUCCAGCUAGUGGUUGUAGCCGUUGCUCAAGCAAAUCAAUAUGUUUGUGAUUUCAUGUGGAUUGUUGGUUCGAUUGUAAACACAUCUGCAUCAUCUUACAAAAGGGCCGACAAACUUCGACAACUUGAACAUGACAGAAAAGUUAAACUUCUUGAAAGAGGAGAGAUUAGUUCUGAGGUUCUUCAAAAUUUGAUUGAUGAUGGUGAUCGUUCUUCUAAGGGUUUAAGUAGAACUUUGGUUGAAAGACUGGAGAGGUAUGAAUUUGUGUUUAUUCUACUAUUGAUGAAACAUAACAUCAACAGCCGUAGUCGUUUGAAGAGAGAUGGAAAAAAUGUUAAUUUUUAUCACUACUUCCAUGUUGAAAUCUUUUGUGAAGUUAUCGAUAUUAUUCUACAGGAGAUGGAUAGUCGUUUCUCUGAAACAACUACAGAUUUGUUGAUUUAUAUGUCAUGUCUUGAUCCUAGAAACUCGUUCUCUAGAUUUGAUGUACAGAAGUUAGUGCGUCUAGCUCAUUUUUAUGAGGAUGAUUUUUCUUGGAAUGAGCGUAUGUUGGUUGAACAAGAGCUUGAAACAUAUAUUGAUGACGUCAGAUCAUAUGAACGAUUUGAAGGCAUUUCAGAUUUGGGAGGUCUUGCAAAGAAAAUGAUUGAAACAAUGAAGAACUGUGUAUUUCCUUUGGUUUAUCGGAUGAUUGAGCUAGCCUUACUUCUUCCAGUUGCUACUGCAACCGUUGAAAGAGUAUUUUCGGCAAUGAAUAUUGUCAAAACAGAUUUGCGAAACAGGAUUGGAGAUGAAUGGAUGAAUGAUAGUUUGGUAGUCUAUAUCGAGAAAGAUGUUUUUAAUACUGUCGACAAUGAGCCAAUUUUACAACGUUUUCAGAACAUGGAAUCUCGAAGAAUGCAAUUGUCACGUAUUUGUUAG
Zingiber officinale is the source of this 1131-nucleotide messenger RNA. RefSeq names its product zinc finger MYM-type protein 1-like. The coding region runs from base 1 to 1131 and encodes 376 amino acids. Gene Ontology annotation, molecular function: protein dimerization activity. Lineage: Eukaryota; Viridiplantae; Streptophyta; Magnoliopsida; Zingiberales; Zingiberaceae. The record is from RefSeq and is a predicted model, not a curated record. The transcript is spliced from 4 exons.